UUCACUUUCACUAGUAGGAGCCACAUGUGUGCGGAUAUAAUUUCUCAUUUCCUGGCCAAGUCCCUGCCCAUACCCUUCUUGGCAUCAAGGUUGCUGUCCAAAGAAAUGGCAGCAACAUCAUCAUCAACCUUUAUAGUUGGCUCUGCAACUGCCCAACUUCAACACCUCUUCAAGACCAGAACCAUCCCCUUCAGUUCUCUCCCCUGCUUAAACAGUGUAUUUUGCACUGAGAACAAGAACAAGAAACUCACUUUUACUUCUAUCUCAUUCAAUUCUGUUGCUUGCACUCGAAUUUCUGCCUCUUCCCCUUUUGACCUCUCUCCUCCACCUAUUGAUCAUGACUUUCUUGAAACUGUGGCAGCAGAUGGGGCAAAGGUUUCAGAAGAUGGGAUUAUCGAAACAUUUGAUAAUGAUGAUGAGGCUUUACUUGCUUUUCAUAAUUCGGUUGUGAUUUUGGACCUUUCACAUUUUGGACGGAUAAGAGUCAGCGGAGAUGAUCGUAUUCAGUUUCUUCACAACCAAAGCACUGCAAAUUUUCAAUGUCUUCAUGAAGGACAGGGAUGCCAUACUGUUUUUGUUACACCAACAGCUCGGACAUUAGAUAUUGCACAUGCAUGGAUAAUGAAAAAUUCAGUUAUGUUGGUGGUCUCACCAGUAACCUGUGGAAGCAUCACUCAAAUGCUGAAUAAGUAUAUAUUCUUUGCUGAUAAUGUAGAGAUUCAAGAUAUCACCAAGAAAACUUCCUUCUUCAUUUUAGCAGGACCACAAAGUGACCAAGUAAUGGCCAACUUGAAUCUUGGUGACGUUGUUGGACAACCAUAUGGCACUCAUCUUCAUUAUAGUGUAAAUGGAAUGCCCAUAACUGUGGGGGCGGGAAAUAUCAUUUCUGAAUAUGGCUAUUCCCUAUUGAUGUCAUCAGCUGCUGCAGAAUCUGUGUGGAAAACUCUUCUAUCUCAGGGUGCAGUUCCAAUGGGUUCUAAUGCCUGGGAAAAACUAAGGAUCAUUCAAGGAAUACCGGCACCUGGGAAGGAGCUUACUAAUGAAUUCAAUGUUCUGGAGGCUGGUCUAUGGAACUCUAUUUCUUUGAACAAGGGAUGUUAUAAGGGACAAGAGACUAUAGCUAGACUAAUAACAUAUGAUGGAGUGAAGCAAAGAUUAUGGGGAAUUCAUUUGUCAGCACCAGCAGAACCUGGCAGCCUGAUUACAGUUGAUGGGAUAAAAGUGGGAAAACUAACAAGCUAUACAUCUGGAAGAAACAAACCAGAACAUUAUGGCUUAGGCUAUAUCAAGAGGCAAACUGUUUCAGAAGGGAGCACUGUGAUUGUUGGAGACAAAAUUGUUGGAACAGUGGUGGAUCCUCCUUUCCUUGCUCGACAGCGUCCGCCAUCAAAUAGCCCUAAUUCUUGACCUCUCGUAAGAAUUAAGCAAAGGCCAACACAAACUUUCGUUAUUUGUGAUUGUUCUUCACCCGUUCAAACGCAGACCUGCUUGUCCUUGCAGUAGUCAGUUCUCUGUUAGAGACAACCUGUAAAUUCAACAUGCAUAGGGAGUAGAGGAAGUUCGUUUUUGGAGCUGGGUCAUGUCUUACUGAGAAAGACUAGUCUCUCUUCUCUCUUUAUCUUUCUUGAUACCAACUUAAAUGGCUUGCUUGUUUGCCCUUUUCUCUUUAAUUUUUAUAUUUUUAAUCUUUAUAAAUGGAGUGCAUGACAGGCUCGCUUGAUUCCUA
Messenger RNA from Ricinus communis (castor bean), 1726 nucleotides. Its product is annotated as putative transferase At1g60990, chloroplastic. Gene Ontology annotation, molecular function: aminomethyltransferase activity; protein binding. The record is from RefSeq and is a predicted model, not a curated record. Gene Ontology annotation, biological process: glycine decarboxylation via glycine cleavage system. The coding region runs from base 25 to 1407 and encodes 460 amino acids. Lineage: Eukaryota; Viridiplantae; Streptophyta; Magnoliopsida; Malpighiales; Euphorbiaceae. Gene Ontology annotation, cellular component: mitochondrion. The transcript is spliced from 12 exons.